CAUCCAGACUUGCAACCAUCUUCGCUCUGAUGCAGCAUUGAAUAUGAUAUUUCAUCGCCAAAGUCCUCACUUCAUCGCGAGCCAGCCUGCAGGAAGGCUAUGGCCGUGAAGAAAGCUGCAUCGAAGCUACUCAAGAAAGCGCCUACUCUCACAAAUGUGAACCUCGCAUCACUAUGUGGAUUGCUCGGCCUCGCAAAGUCGGGGCCGAAGCCUGCACUCACGGAUCGAUUCGAGGCUGGGAUGACCCAACCUCGCAUUCAGUGGAAGAAUAAUUGUGCGCGGAUCCUAAGCAUCGACAUGGGCAUCAAAAACUUGGCAUAUUGCAUCGUUGAUGUCAAACUGGAAUCUCUGACUCAGCCUACGAUAUCUUUGCAAGUUGAGAAGUGGCAACGCUUCGAUCUGACGAAGCUCGAAGGCGCAUCAACCGUGUCCACCACCGAGAAUAAAUCUGCGCUUCCAGGGCAAGAAUCAGUACCGGACGACAUUUUCUACCCACCAUCACUGGCAACUAGAGCCUAUGAUCUUUUGAAAAACCAGCUUCUUCCUAAUGAGCCAUCGAUUGUUCUCAUCGAGCGACAGCACUUCCGCCAAGCAAAUGGCUCUGCUGUGCAGGAGUGGACCAUCAGAGUCAAUAUGCUUGAAAGCAUGCUUUGGGCAGUCUUGGAAACACUGAAUCGUGAGUCAGGAAGUGGUAAAGCUUUGCCUAGAUUCAAUGCAUUUCCUGUGGCGCCUAAAGCCGUGGGCCAGUUUUGGGUCGACAGCAGCACGUGCCAAACGGAAUCAACGUGUGCUGAGGUCGGCAAAGCACGGAAGAAAAAGAAGAUCGAGAAGAAAGACAAAAUCGCUGUAGUUCGAGAGUGGUUCUCAGCAGAUACAUACGUAUACUUUAUACCACCUCGCAAAUCUGAAAGUAGCAUGACAGUGAACGAGCCCAUCGAGAUUACCUUUUCGAAGCAGGCCGAACGAGUACGCAAUGCGUUCUGCGCGGGUGCUCGAAGGAAGAAAAAACUCGAUGACAGUGAGGUAACAGAUCCGGACUUGGACAUGACCAAGAAAGACGAUCUUGCAGACUGCUUUCUACAAGCUGCGGCAUGGGUUGCGUGGGAGCAGAACCGACUCAAAAUUGAUAAUCUUGUAAAACAAGGGGUAGAUCGAACAAGCUUGUUACCGACUCUGAUUACUUGUUCUUGAGGAUGAUUAUCAUGAUGUUACGUAGCUUCGAGCAUUAUACAUAUGAGGUGUGGCAUUCGGUUCUAUGUAUUGAUGGUAUUCGAUGUUUAUUACCAACCAUAAGCGGUUAUCAAGUAUAGUCAUAUGGUCUUGACAGUGCAUGAGGCAAGUAUCAAAAGUUAUCUUUUGGUCAAAGACUACAGCUUCCCGGUCGCGUCAAGUUUCGUUUGUAGAAACACGAACGAACCUUACAUGGUCUGGCAGCGCAAUAUGCUCCGG
Messenger RNA from Pseudovirgaria hyperparasitica, 1449 nucleotides. RefSeq names its product ribonuclease H-like protein. The record is from RefSeq and is a predicted model, not a curated record. NCBI's taxonomy places the organism in Eukaryota, Fungi, Ascomycota, Dothideomycetes, Acrospermales, Acrospermaceae. Gene Ontology annotation, molecular function: DNA endonuclease activity; crossed form four-way junction DNA binding; Y-form DNA binding. Gene Ontology annotation, cellular component: mitochondrion. The coding region runs from base 100 to 1191 and encodes 363 amino acids. The transcript has a single exon.